Neospora caninum is the source of this 5445-nucleotide messenger RNA. RefSeq names its product Proteophosphoglycan 5, related. Lineage: Eukaryota; Apicomplexa; Conoidasida; Eucoccidiorida; Sarcocystidae. The record is from RefSeq and is a predicted model, not a curated record. The transcript has 4 exons. The coding region runs from base 1 to 5445 and encodes 1814 amino acids.
AUGACGAGAAAUCAGUCGUCUCUCCGGAGUCGCGGAACACGACGAACGCCGUUGAGUGUAGGAUCGGCAACGUCUCCUUCGCCCGCGGCUCAACCGCGGACGUUGUCCAGAGCUCGCAUGCUCCGACCGAAAAGUUCCCCGUCGAAGCCUCUCGGGGAGGUUCGCCCGUCGUCCUCCUUUGGUGUCCUUUCCUCCCACUCCUUCAGUGGAGGUCGUCUCGCGAUGGAUAUCAAGACGCUCAGAAGUUUACCUCAGCUGACGGAGGAGCAGCCCGUUCCUGUGUCCUCCGCCUCUGGACUGCAUGCACGCGACACCAAUAUCCCUGCGCCUCGGGAGAGAAGAACCAGUGUUUCCGUGAGCGCGCGGAAGGCCUCCAAGAAGGGUAGAGCGACAACUUCCAAGACAGAUGCCACCGCGUCUUCCAAGGGCCCAGCACCGGCACGAGAGGCGCCUUCCCGGCGCAAAAGAGCUGGCUCUUCGGCUGUGGUAGGGCUCGCGAGAAGCUGCUCAGCCCUCCGGCUCAGCAGAAGAGGAGGCGAAUCAAUUGAUGCUGCGGAACAACCAUAUGAACAACCGGACUCUCGCGCUCUUCGCUCGCGCCCGUUCGCUUCUCCACCGCCUUCAGAGCUGGUCAGGACACGGCAAGUCGCGUCUCGGUUCGCGGGGGGGAGCGCAGCCCUCGCUGCCGGCGCCGAGGUGUUUGCCUCACAGAAGGCGCCUCUCAAGCAGCAUGCCCGCAGCGGAACUUCCACUCAGGCUGUUUCGCUGGCCAACGAGCCGACGCUCCACGUGGCAUCGCUCAGAACUGCAAGUGUAGCUCGGAGGUCGGCCACUGCAGUCCCGAAUCGGAGACACCGAUCUCGGGGUUGUUCGACUUCUCUCCAGUCUUUGGUCUGCGGCGUGGAGCAGCGUGAAAAUUCUCCGAAUUCUUCCUGCGGCACUGGCGCCGCGAGUUCGGAAAGCGGGACACCUGCGCUCAGUCCUCUCGUGGGAUCUGCGCUGUCCGUGAGCGUUCCGUUUCUGUCCACAUUCCCGGACGCGCCUCUCCGUCUUGGGUCUCAUCCUCCGUCUUCAUCGCUUUCUGCAUCCUCUGACGACUCCGCGAGCGGAUCUCGCAAGGCUUCUUCCACUUCCUCUCUCUGGUCAGGAGCCCCGUCCGCCGCAGAGCAGUGCGCCCUUCCUGAGAUAAGGCGAGCCUUCAUGACUGUCGGGGUGUGCGCGACUGCAGCGCCCGGCGGCCGCCAGGAUGGCCAGAGCACCGGAUCCAACAGCCCUCGCCAGGGCACUCAAGCUUCGUCUGAGGGCGCAUCCUCGAGCGAUCGCACCGAAGCUGGAGAUCUCUCUUCGCGCCUCGAGUCGAAUCAAUACGUGCAGUCAGGCCAUUCGGGCCGUGGGCCCCUUUCCUCUGGAUGUUCGUUCGGCGAGAGCCGCUUUCCGCUCCUCCCGCCAAGCCAGCCGUCUCAGCUCAGAAACCCCGGAACUGAAGAAAUCCCGCCGCAAGCUCUGCCGCCGGGCGUCUCCCAACAGGCAAAAAUGGCGUCGCGCGGCGUUCACCUCCCUCGACUGAAUCUGAACUCCUUAGGUCGAGGUAAGCAAGCGCCGGUGAGGCGUGUCGAAGGUCGGGAAGCCUCAGGCGACAGCAAAAGAGACACUGAGGCAGCCGACACCAAGGGGACCCGCUCGCCGGACCAAGGAGUGAGAGAAUCCCGGCUGCGAAGCCCUCCCGCCUCGCCCGCGACACGGCAUCCCGACGGUGCCCGCCGAGGUCUUUCUGAUGCAAAGGGGCGUUCGGGACAGACCUCGGCGAGCUCGACUCCGCUCACUGACGCUGAACGCUCACCUGCAGCGCCUGUGCAUUCUCCCGGCGAGUUGCCUAAGGCCGACAGGGCGCCGGGUUCCGCGCGCGGAGCCGGCAAGGAAGCGGGAGACCAUCGCGUCGCAGCAGGGGGGCGGCGAAACGCAGAAAGGACCGUUCCACCGAAAACAAGUCCAUCGGUCCCAAACCGGUUCCUUCCGCGGCGAAGCGUCACUCUGGAGAUUUCACCGCAGUCCUCCACAGGUCCAGCGAGGCUCGGGCCCAGUCCAUCCGGGCGGCGUGCAUCGGUGAGCUCACAGGUCGAUUCUCUAGCCCAGACGCACCAAGCUGGUGUGAAGGAGGCGCUUCUGAAGAAGUCUGCGGGCGCAACUGCGUCGCCUCGCGCGCAAGGGACUGACGCGCAGGGGGGCAAGGCUGCUCUUCCGGGGGGUAGGAGCCGAGUGCCUGUCUCCGCCGAGCCGCUGGCGAAGAAGGGGUCGGGCGCUACGCUGUCCCCCAGCGAGCUCUCAGAACGCGCGCUGAGGGAGCAGGAAGCUUCGAGGCGUGCUGUUCCGCAACAGAGCCUGUCAUCAAGCGGCCUCUCCAAGAGCAAGAUCUCAUCGGUUGCAUCCCAGGGCCGUCGAUUUUCGCUGAUGGAAAUGCGGGGCGCUACGCACGACGGUUCAGACACACAAGGCGCGGCGAAGAGGCUGCGACAGCCUCAGGGAAGAACCGACGCGACGUCGCAUGCGGGAAGCGUCUCAUCAGACGUCGACUCUGCCCGCACCGCUCCCAGGUCGCCCGCAGAGAAAGGCCAGAGGAGGCGCGCGGGCUCCGCGCUGGUGACUCGAGCCUUGUCAGGCGAACACGACCCUCUGGAGACUCACGGAGGACAGGAACCGUCCACGGCGCUCCAGAGUUCCCCACGCACGAAGCGCCCACCGCUGCCUCGGCUUUCCCUUGCUGCUGGGCCGGGGUCAAAGGCCUCGGGAGUAACCCGCAGAACCAUUUUGUCUCCUCGAGGCGCAGCGGCUGGUACAGGAGCCAGUGUGCGACAGCCGGGGCGACUGUCUGAGGAAUCGGGCGCUGCGCCGCAACGCAUGCACCUGGCUGCCAAGGCGUCCAAAAGCCACGCGGCCUCCGCGCGCUCUUCGGACACUUUGCAUGCGGGCACCCUCUCGCCGACCGACUCCCUUCGCACUUCCAGCAUCUCGUCGCCUCGCCGCGCGCCGCGGUCGCUGGGCGUGAAAACCGACUCAUCGCGGACUGGCGGGGCCAGGCGAGCGACCGUCACACUGACACUUUCCACGGGCUCCCGCCUCAGCGACGCCGAAGUUCCGAGUCUCCGGAUCGACAAGACGAGCGCUCUCGGAGACGACACGAAACGGCGACGGCGCACUGUGACGGCCAUAAGCUUGUCGGGUGCUGGCGAUUCAGCUGAACAGGACGUUUCGAGUGCAGGAGGCGCCAAGGCGGCGCCGGGGAAACUCGCGAGGAAGAUGCCUCUGUCGCCACGGACUUCGAAACCGCUUGCGCGGUCGCUCUCCCGAGCCGGCAGCCAGCUCGCCGCCCCGGGCGGAAAGGCCCCCGUAGGCGGGAAGCGACCGAAGGGGAAGGCUUCAGCCAAAGCGGCGACGGGCGCGCGGAAGAAGGUGGAUGCGUCUUCAAAGCUGCAAGCAGCAGCGGAAGACGCCCACGGAGAGGAGCAGCCUGCCGAGGGGAGUCCCGAGGCGCAGCAUGACCAGGCGACUCCGACGAAAGAGCCGGAAUUCUGCGUCAAGGAUCUCCCGAUGCCAGCGGAACGGAUCCAACCUCGAGUGUACAUUCCUGAGGGCUACUUUCUUCCCGUCAGAGAUGCCCCCGAACUCGAGCGCAGCAGCUUGAUGCGGAGUUUCCAACGCGACCUGUGUCGGCCGGCGCCCCGGGGAGUCUUCGAUCGAACGCUGUACGCCAUGGCGAUGGAGCUGUCGCUUCUGAUGCCGACCGACAUGAAGAACAUGAAGCGCUGGCUGCAGCAGAGCGUCGCGGAAGUCGAGAGAGAGCGCAAGGAACUGAUUGAUGUGCGCGGCUUCCUGGAAGUGCUUCCUGGGUUCUGCAUGCCUGAACAGCCGCUCGCGUUUGCCCUAGCCUACCGCGACGAGCAGCGAUGGAAGAACUGGGGCACCGGGUGGAUGGGUGAGAACGGGAUGCCCAUGCCGCUGCCACCAGACAAGCUUCUUCGCGCUUUUUUUUUCGCCGAAGGCCUCGAGGGCGGCCCCGACUGGGAAUGCAAAAUGAUGAAGCGCGAGGAGGACUACAUGUGGCGGUUCAUGAAGCAAGAGAAGGAAAAGCAGCGGAAAGAGGAGGAGUACAGGCGCCUGUUGCAGAAGGAGGCCGCACUGCAGAACUUGGUUCGAUUCAAAGCGAAGCGGUGGCGGCAGCUGCAGUGCAUGUGGGAGAAACUCGUGGAGGCGAUCGAGCUGCAUCAGCAGCCGCGGUACUCGUAUGUCUCUUCCCUCGACGAGGGCUUCACAAACCCAACGAGUGUCGCGCGGUGGCUUCACCCGGAGCGCCAGCGCGUACCCCUCGCCCAGUGGUGCGCCGCAUCGCCGGCUAGCUGCCUUCCCUGCUGUAUAGACACUCUGACUGUUGAUUCCUGUGAUGCUGAAGUGUCUUGUUGUGGGCGGUGUGGCGAUGUGUCGCCGGCGCCGUCGGUCCCCGUCGACGAAACGGGCUCUCCUCUCCGCUCGCCGAGCGGCGACGGCCCGGUCCGCGCAGAGAGUGUGUCUCUGCCUUCCGUCGUGACGAUUUCCUCCUUUUCUGAGCUGCAGGCACGCGCGAGACAGUCGGAGUCCUACGCGCGGGCCUUGCGGGCAAUGCAGCAGAUGCCGGUCAUGCCUUCGCCGGCCUACAUUCGCCACUUGUUCCGCGAGAAGAAGUUCGGCGAGUUGAACACUGUCUUCAAGGCUCUCAUCGGCCUCUCGAUCGAGGAGCUCUGGCUCCAUUUCGACCGCCAAGAAGCUGAGGAAGAGGCGAAGGCGCGGGCGCAAGAAGCGGUGCGGGCAGCCCAAGCGGCAGCGCGGGAGGCGCAGGCGCGCGCGCUCGCCGAGGCCGAGGCGCGGCGCAAGAGCGAGGCCGAGAGACUCGCGCGGGAGCAGUUGGAGCGGGAAGAGAUGGCGAACGAGGACACGUUCUCACACAAAUGCGAGGCCUUCGCCUGGGAAGACGGAAACCUGUCCAGGAAGAAGCAAGAGUUCCUCAAGUUGAUCCCGAUUUCGCCCUCGGAGGCGAAUGUCGUCGAGAUGAUGGUCGCCAAACCCAAGAAAGGCACACGCCAAAGCCAGGCCCGCGACCCAAAGCUCACCAAACUCAGGAGAGCAGGAAGCGCAGACAGCGACGGAACCGUCGUGCGGGAGAAGCUGGGCGGGAAACGCGGCUCUGCCGUGUUCGCAACAGACGCCGCGCCGACCCACGGCCAAGACGUCCAGCGCAGAUCCCGAGUCUCGAGGCAACUCUCUCAACACGGCCUUUCUGAGCAGAGUACCCCCCAGUCGAUGCAUCUGCUUUCCCCCGGCAAAGGUCAACCUGCACGGAUACCGGAAGUCUCCGCCAGGCUAGUUCGCAUGAAACUUGACGCACGAGGUCUCCGCCGCGCCUCAGAUCUCGUGUAG